AUGUCCGACGAAACCAAACCCGCCUCCGGCGACUCAGCCGUCUUGCCCAACGGCCUCGUGAGCCAUGGCGACUCCAGGACACGCCGAGUCUACGAAACAGCUCGAUCUCUCCAUUCCGGUGCUGUGAAAGAUCUGCUAUCUCUCGGGGUGUGCGAGAGAUGUAUAUUCCGAUUGGUAGCUGUCGAGCCUUUUGAUUCCGAUCUUUCUUCGGUCUCAGCAUCAACUCUACGAAGUUGGCUAGAAGUCGGUGAUGAUGAAGCUGGUUCAUCGGAGUCUAGAAGUCGGUGCUCCAGAAUCUGCAUUGUUUGUUUAGGUAUAUUGCAGUUCGUAUUUUCCGAUGCCAAACAAACGCUAGUGAAAUCGGAUUGUGGUAAUGGUUACGCUGCAAAGAUAACGGAAUUGGUGAAGCAGGACGGUCAUGAGGUCGAUAGCUUUGGCCUCGAAGUCUCUGUGCCAUCAAUUAUCACGGAGAAUGAACGUGAAGUCUUGUCAUACCUCAAAGGAAAGUAUAGCACCGAAGGUUGGCUGCAGAGGGAAAAAAUCUCUGUAAAGGAUGCAUUGAAAGUUCUAGUCUUGGAUCCACUUAAAACAUUGUUGGGUGCUAAAUCAGAUUCAAGCUCUUUUCACAUCCGUUUGACAUACGCAAAGGCAUCAGAUAUGGCUCAGGAUGCUUCUGAAACAACGCAUGAAAGAAAGAGGAGGAAAGCAGAUGAAGAGAAUGGAUCAAACUGUAUGUCGACCAAUUCAGUUGAAAAGGUGUCUGAACCAUGCAUCUUGUCAGUUCAUUGCAACAAGAUGCCUAUCUUUUUUAGUGGGCGAUACUUUAAAUACUCCAGAAAUGUAAGUCAAACACGAUGGAUUAUUGAUGAUGAAAGAAUGGGCGAGGCAUCUGUUGAGGAGAUAAUUGGUGGAAAUAUUCUUCCAGCAUGCCUUGGAGAUUCCUACAAGUUCCAUGCGGCUGGCAGAGAAGAUAUUGAUGUACGGAUGCUGGGUUCAGGUAGACCUUUCUUAAUCGAGGUUCAGAAUUCCCGCCAAUGCCCAUCUCAUCAAUUAUUGACAGAAGUUGAAGAAAAGAUAAACAACUCGGAGAAAAAACUAGUCGGAGUUAAAGACCUUAGAUGUAUUGGAAGUCAGUGUUGGGCAACGAUGCGUGAAGGAGAAGCAGAGAAACAGAAGCAAUAUGCGGCACUUGUAUGGAUUUCUCGUCCACUUGAAGAGAAAGAUUUCAACUCAAUUUCUUCUCUGAAAGAAUUGAAAAUAUUGCAGAACACACCAAUAAGAGUCCUUCACCGACGAAGUCCAUUGGAGCGAGAAAGGACUAUACACUGGAUGAAAGUCGAAAAGAUAAAAGGAAAUUCUCACUACUUUCUAUUGCAUCUAUGCACCCAGGCUGGAACAUACAUUAAAGAAUUUGUUCAUGGAGAUCUUGGUCGUACCACUCCCAGCAUGGGAUCAAUUUUAGGGUGCAGGGCAGAGAUAAUACAACUAGAUGUGACUGAUGUGAAAAUGGGCGAUUCUUGA
Molecule: messenger RNA, 1521 nt
Organism: Arabis nemorensis
Lineage: Eukaryota; Viridiplantae; Streptophyta; Magnoliopsida; Brassicales; Brassicaceae
Source: the annotation of a GenBank genome assembly